Sycon ciliatum is the source of this 2156-nucleotide messenger RNA. Its product is annotated as fatty acid hydroxylase domain-containing protein 2-like. Gene Ontology annotation, cellular component: endoplasmic reticulum membrane. The record is from RefSeq and is a predicted model, not a curated record. Lineage: Eukaryota; Metazoa; Porifera; Calcarea; Leucosolenida; Sycettidae. Gene Ontology annotation, biological process: sterol biosynthetic process. Gene Ontology annotation, molecular function: C-4 methylsterol oxidase activity; iron ion binding. The coding region runs from base 772 to 1122 and encodes 116 amino acids. The transcript has 3 exons.
GGGUUGGCAUGGCAAUAGUAGUUGUGUUCGCUUUUCUCGCUUUUGCUUCAGUUUCGCCCAGUUUCGCCGAGCAACCGGUGAAGGAGGCUGAUGCGGCCAUUGGUGGUGGCGAGUUUCGGAUGAUCGUGGAUGCAAGUACAGGUCAAUGACUCAUGAUCCGACGAAGUCCGAAGUAGAUCAGUGGCUGGCUAGUAGUAGGGGUGAGCCAAACCAAGCACCGAUUGGCAACUUGGAAAACCCAUUCAAAGUUCAAACAAAUUCAGACGUGUGUGAAUGUUCAACAUCAACACCGAGGCUGUCUGCUAUGGUCUUGAUCAACUGGAGGUAGGUUUGCAACUGGCUGACCUACCGAUGAUGAUAGCAACGGUGAUGGCGGACAUGGAUGGCAGACUGAUCAGAUGGCUGGCAACAAAGUCAUCACAUCUGUGCCGUGCGCACUGGUACAUACCGGGAUAGUGUGAGUGUGUGGGACUGGCGAGAACAGUGUUCGUUACGAGUAGAGGCUUACAACAUUGAACUGGUAACGACGGUGUUGGUGAAGGGAACGGCCGAUAUCUCCAACAUAACCUGGCAGCCGUACAAAGGCAGCAUCAUGAUGGCCAGCUUGCCCGACGAUUUCAUCACCACUCGGUAUCCUGAACCGUUCCAGCAAUGAGUGAUGAUAAUGAUGAUGGAAGCACGGACAGGUGGCCAAUGCCAAGCUGGAAGACAUGUUUUCACCACUGAACGGCCUGGUCCAGAACGGAAAGCGGCAGCGUGUACGGUUGAUUCAUGGAGGCACUUCACAUUCCCUUGUGGUAUAAACACAUCCACAAGGUCCACCAUGAGUGGACCGCGCCGAUCAGCAUCUCUGGGCUGUACUGUCACCCGGUCGAGCAUGACAUCGCCAACAUAUUGCCGGUAAUGGCUGGUCCCGUCCUGCUCGGCUCUCACUGUAUGCUGCUGCUCUUGUGGGCCUGCAUCUCGCUGGCCUCCGUGUCCGUCGCACACUGCGGCUUCCACCUGCCGUUCAUGCCGUCCAACGAGUACCACGACUACUAUCAUGAAAAGUUCAACGAGAACUUUGGCAUACUGGGAAUCUUUGAUUUGCUGCAUGGCACGGACAGUCACUUCCGUAAAUAAAAGUCGUACGAGCGCCAUUCCAUGCUCCUUGACACCACCCCAGCCAACGUUCUGAUUCCAGACGAACCGAAGAAAUGGCAGUAAAAAGGUUAAGUCGGCAGUGCAUGUACGUGUGUGCACCCUCACUGCUGUUGCUAGUCUCCUCACAGUCCACCCUUGACCGUCUCAUUCUCCAGUUUCAAUGCUAGUCUCCUCACAGUCCACCCUUGACCGUCCCAUUCUCCAGUUUCAAUGCUAGUCUCCUCACAGUCCACCCUUGACCGUCCCAUUCUCCAGUUUCAAUGCUAGUCUCCUAACAGUCCACCCUUGACCGUCCCAUUCUCCAGUUUCAAUGCUAGUCUCCUCACAGUCCACCCUUGACCGUCUUAUUCUCCAGUUUCAAUGCUAGUCUCCUCACAGUCCACCCUUGACCGUCCCAUUCUCCAGUUUCAAUGCUAGUAUCAUCACUACUCUACAUGUAUAUGUAUUUUAGCAUAUCCACCAUCAAUACUGGUCACAUGAUAAAUUACACUUACCUACCCUCACUACUUCAAGUAUGCCGCUGAUAUUAUUAUUUUUAUUCACAUAGCUAUGGGUUUUUUUGUGGCAAAUUCACUAUUGCCCUAGCUCGGCCCAAUCUGUGUUCUAUCAUAGGUGGUUAUCGACAUCACACUGUUCAAUCCACCAGACUUAUCAGUGUCGACUCUCAUAGCUAAUGUGCAUUUUUCCGAACCAUCACCAAGAAGUUCUUUUUCUUUCUCAGCUAGGCCCGUUCACAGUUUGUUUCUAUUUCAAGUUCCGUCCGUUCCACCAUCCUGGAAGCAUGGAGAGGGACUUUAUUGUGAAUAUUUUGAAGUUUAUUACAAGCAAAUUUAAUAUUGGCUAUGACAUCAGUUCUACUUAACGGCUGUACCGUUAUGACAUCACUACUACUUACCGGCUGUACUGCUAUGACAUCACUAGUAAUUAACGGCUGUACUGCUAUGACAUGGAGAAUCCUUUUAAAUAAAUACAAUACAAUACAAUACAAUACAAUACAUCACUACUACUUGCUC